AGGCGGCCCCGCCGGGGAGCCUCGCCCCGGCUCGCCCGCAGCUCCGUUUCUCGGGCAGCCGCCGCCCCACAACUCCGCCGGGUUCGGGACGCCCGGAAACGGCAGCUGCCCCCAUACAGACAUGAAUGGGCUCAGGGCCGCCGGAGAGCCGCCGAGCUGGCAGCGGGGCAGCAGCGAGGUCUUUGUUCCUGAGGAGACCCGCGCCGCCGCACCUGUGGAUUUCCUGCAGGACCUGCCCAGCCAUCAGUCGGCGCUGAGGCGGCGAGCCACCGGCGGGGGCACCCGGGAGCGGUGGGCAGCCCCGCAGGGCUCCGAGGGGUUCCGCGCUGCCGAGGCCCGCGGGACGGAGGUGGAGGGGGGUGAGGCUACUCCUUGCCCCCUUAGAGAAUACCCCCUGAGCAUCGCCGAGAAGAGGAGGCUAAGGGACUUCCAGCAGGCUGAUACAAAACGUUUAUCUGUAUGGAAACAGUGGAAAAGAUCUAGCAGUAAAUCAUUGAGAAAAAUCCUCAGUGAAGCCAGGGAGCUGUCAUCCAACCUGGAGCUUUGGCGCCAUGCUAUUCACAGCAUAGAAGGGAAAUUUGGUACUGGCAUCCAGUCCUACUUCUCCUUCCUGCGUUUUCUGGUCCUGCUGAAUUUUAUAAUUUUUAUCCUGAUGUUCAGUUUUGUUACCCUACCCACCAUUUUUUCCACUUAUGGAAUAUUCAACAGUAGCAUUGCUAAAAUUCCUCUGGAGAACACAGGGUCUCACUGCACAGUCUAUAAACCUAGUGGUAAUAAGGGUCUCGUUUACUUCUAUACUUACCUCAAAGAUCUGCUCAGUGGCACUGGGUUCCUUGAAGUGACAAGUUUGUUUUAUGGCUAUUACACAAUAGAUGCUGUGUGGGUCAGUAUCAUGAGGUACAACUUACCACUAGGAUAUCUGCUGGCUACGUUUGCCUACCUUGGAUUAAGUCUUAUAUGGAUAAUAAAAAGGUCUGUGGAGGGAUUUAAGCAAAACUUGGUGCAUAGUGAAGAUCAAUUUCAGAGUUACUGUAACAAAGUCUUUGCAGGCUGGGACUUCUGCAUCACAGAUCCAAACGCAGCCCGGCUGAAACAGCGCAGCUUGCAAUACGAGCUCCAAACAGACUUGGAGGAAGAAAGGCUGAGGCGAAAAAUAGCUGACAGGACAACUAAGGAGAAGCUCCGUAUCUAUUCUCUGAGAAUAAUUAUAAAUAUCAUUGCCAUUGCAGUUUUAUCAGGAUGUUUUUACUCUAUUUAUAGAGCAACAGUCUUCUCUCAAGAAAACUCUAAUGUUGUCAGCACUAUGAACUCCCAGUCUAAUCUCCUAGUGCAGUAUUUGCCUUCCAUGGUGAUCACAUUGGCCAACUUUGUUGCUCCUCAGAUCUUCUCACUUCUGAUUAGAUUUGAAGAUUAUUCACCAGCCUUUGAAAUCAGGCUGACGCUCAUGAGGUGUGUCUUCGUGCGGUUGGCCAGCAUUGGUGUUCUCUUGUUCUCACUGUGGGGCCAGAUCUCCUACUGUGACUCUGACAAGUGUAAGGCCUGUGGAUACAACUAUGAACUCUAUCCUUGCUGGGAAUCUGAUGUUGGGCAAGAAAUGUAUAAACUGAUGAUAUUUGAUUUAAUUAUGAUUCUUGCUACGACUCUGUUUGUGGAAUUUCCUAGAAAGCUGCUAGUUACUCAUUGCUCUUGCAAGCCAGUUCAGUGGUGUGGAUUGCAGGAAUUCAGAAUUUCUGACAACGUCCUGGAGAUCAUUUAUGGUCAGACUAUCUGCUGGAUUGGAACCUUCUUUUCACCACUUCUCCCUGCAAUAGCAACUAUAAAAUACUUCAUCAUCUUUUACAUUAAAAAGAUCAGUUUGACACACACGUGUAAACCUGCAGCUAGGCCUAUCAGAGCAUCAAGUUCCAAUUCUUUCUUCUUGGUGGUGCUGUUGAUUGGGCUCGUCUUGGCUUUUAUUCCUGUGGGAAUCAGUAUAGCACUUAUUCCCUCCUCCAAGGCAUGUGGACCAUUCAGAAGUUUUAACACAUCAUGGGCAGUUGUUCCAGAUACAAUACUUGGGUUUCCAACAGUUCUGCAGCAGGUCCUUCAUGGCAUAGCAUCAGAAGCUUUUGCAGUGCCUUUUUUUAUGGUCAUUUGCCUCAUUAUGUUCUAUUGUAUUGCCUUGGCUGGAGCACACAAACGAGUGGUUGAGCAGCUGAGGGAGCAGCUGGUUUUGGAGAGCCGUGACAAGAUGUUCCUAAUCAGAAAGAUAACAGAAGCUCAGAGGCAGUCUUGAAAAGCCAAAAGAACUUCCUGGAACUCCCUGAGCCACUAAAUAAGAGUAGGAAACUGAGAGGCUGACUGGCACCCUGGCACUGUCAUCUGGAAUGGACUCUGAUGUCUUUGCCUUGAUGAUGCUUGUUUCCAAGACUGGAAAUGCAGCUCAUGUAUGUGUUAGAGCUGCCCAAAAACUGUGUGGUAGGACACUUCAUUGGUGCUACAAUUUCAGCAUUGUUGGGUUUUGUUAAGUCCCAAUUUUUUUCAGCAGUUUUGGGUAAAAUGUGAUCAGAACU
Molecule: messenger RNA, 2552 nt
Organism: Calypte anna (Anna's hummingbird)
Lineage: Eukaryota; Metazoa; Chordata; Aves; Apodiformes; Trochilidae
Gene: TMC7
Product: transmembrane channel like 7
Exons: 16
Coding region: 122-2275 (717 amino acids)
Cellular component (GO): plasma membrane
Molecular function (GO): mechanosensitive monoatomic ion channel activity
Source: RefSeq, a predicted model, not a curated record